This is a messenger RNA of Contarinia nasturtii (swede midge), 1396 nucleotides long. RefSeq lists its product as uncharacterized. The record is from RefSeq and is a predicted model, not a curated record. The transcript has a single exon. NCBI's taxonomy places the organism in Eukaryota, Metazoa, Arthropoda, Insecta, Diptera, Cecidomyiidae. The annotation marks the transcript as partial.
AUGAACAUUACUGACAUUGAACAUUUUGGCAAACGUUAUAAUGUGUAUCGUGGUGAUCGGACGGAACUCACAAGUGAUAGAAUUGAUGGUGGAGGAGUGCUGAUUGCUGUUGAAUGCCAAUUUAACAGUGAAAGGCUGAUUCUAUCGGAGCGCAGCGGACUUGAGCACGUAUGUGUAAAAAUUUCGUUCAAUUCAGGCAAUAUUUAUGUAUUUGCUGUGUACAUUCGGUCGGUACAUGAAACCGCAAAAUUCUUGGAAUUUGCUGAGAUCGUCAAGCUGAUUCCAUACAAUGAACAUGACAUUGUAAUUGUAUGUGGUGAUUUUAAUCAGCCAGGUGUCAAAUGGGUCAAAGCCGAUGACGGUGAAUAUUAUUUGCCAAUUAAUGUGUCCACAGAAGGUGGCAUUGCUGUUUUUGACACAAUGUUCGACUGUGGAUUCCAACAACUGUCAAAUAUCGUGAAUCCAGCCGGCAAUGUUUUGGAUCUUGUAUUCACAAACAGGUUCUACGAAAUGUCGUUGAUUGAAUCGACAAGGCCAUUGGUAAAAUCGGACAUUUGGCACAAAGCACUCGAAAUGGAAGUGACAAUUGAUGAAAAUGAGAUCACAUCACCGCAGUUUUCACAAAUUUAUGCGUAUAACUCGGCCGAUUUCGAUGCGAUGAAUUCAUUCUUCGUUGGAAAUCACAUUUUGUCAGAAAUUAAUCGAAUAGAUGACCUCGAGAAUGCAUUUCACAUUUUUGGAAAUGUUCUACACGAGGCGAUCGAUUCAUUUGUCCCGAGGAUAACCGUUCAAAGUGGCACUGAUCCACCAUGGUACACGAAACAAUUGAAGAACAUGAAAAAUGUCAGAAGAAAAGCAUACAAGCAGGCAAGGCAGACUGGCAAUUUCGAUGAAUACAAUAACAUCACGGAUUCGUUCAUCCAAUUACAAAGUCAGUUAUUUAAAUCGUACAUCAGCCGCAUACAAUCACAAAUCAAAUCAAAUCCAAAACACUUUUGGCGAUUUGUGAAUGAUCGAAGGAAACGGAGCGAUAUUCCAGCUAUCGUUGAGUAUAAUGAUGUGACAGCGAAUACCGACACAUCGAAAGCGGAAUUAUUCGCUGAUUUUUUCGAAAAUCAGUACACACGAAGCGACAUUAUCGACUUGGAUGAAUUGCUGGAUGGAUGUGGAGACGUAUCAUUUGACUUUGAAAUCACUGAAGCCGAUGUGUUAAAGGCAUUGCAAUCCAUUGACGCGAACAAAGGAGCCGGUCCAGAUGGAAUAUCACCGAAAGUGUUGAAGAACUGCGCACACUCAUUGUCGAAACCGUUAACAGCGCUAUUUCGUAGAUCAUUUCAACAAGGAUGUGUUCCAGAUGCAUUGAAAAAGUCCAGAAUUGUGCCAAUUUACAAGGCUG